AUGUGUUAUCCUAUGAAUCAUUUGGGUACCAAGCUUGUAACAAUGGAUGUCCCUCUUUUGAAAAGUGAAGGACAAGUUAAAGGGAGUGGUGCUUCAUUCGGCAAAAUCACUUUCUCACCAGAUGGCAAGCUUGUAGCUAUUGGUGAUGCUAGUGGCCGCUUGACAAUUAGAUGCACUUGGACUAUGUGGGGACUCCUUAGGACAUAUGAGCUCGGGUCCAAAAUUCGGGACAUAUGUUGGCACCCUGUCCAGUCAGACACCUUGUUUAUCGGCUGUGGGUUGGGGAAUUUUUAUUGCCUAACAAUGGAAGAAGAGGGUGAGAAAGUCAUUCGUCGGGAAGUCCCCAGCUUUAUACACACCAUUGCUCUCAAUGACAACAGGAACCAGUUGGUAAUUGGCUACAGCAAUAAUACUUGCAUCUCAGUUGUUUUGCUUGAUGACCCUUGCUCAGAUAUACAAAAACCCCUCAUACUGCUCAAGACCUUGAAGAGACCCAACCCUGAGAACAUUCCUCAUAGAAUAUUUUAUGUCUUCAAUGGCACAGUUCUCAUUGCAUAUUUCAGUACUUUAGGUUUUUUUGCAUAUCGGGGGUUCCAUCCUUACGACAAGCUGUUUGAAAUUGAAGCAAAAAACUGGAUGUGUUGCUCUCUCUCUCUGUCAAAGCUAACUCUUGCAGUCACAAAUUUGACGGAUGGUAUCGACUACUACUCUAUUACCCAGCAGCACUAUGCACACUCGAUAGGAUAUGAUGCCACAAAGGGCAGCACAACCAUUCGUUACACUGAGAUUGUAUUCUUAGACAACAUGACCGUGGCGGCUGCUCACGUGUCAGGAAGUCUCGUUGUCGCAAGCUGGGACCCUACCUUGAAACCUUCUAUCAAUGUUCUUCACAAGAACGAUGGGACUCUCAGCCUAUCACAAGUACUGGCAUACAAGCUCAUCAAUGAGUGGCUGACAAUUCUAUUUGGUAAUGGCGAGGAGGCGCAGACAGACAUCAUGAUUGCCACCUUCAAAUUCCCAACAUAUACAGCUGAGCGGGAGAAUGAAGUUGUCAUAGUGGCUCACGUUGCUCUUCCAAUGAAUGCAUAUAAUGAAGCAUGGCUUGCUGACCAGACUUGCCUUGAUGGCACUAUCAUUGUAAGACCCAUGAUGCAAAGUUAUGAUUUCAACCAUGACACACAAAUCUUCCAAUUCAUGAACUAUAUCCAACCCUCCUUCUUCGCUCCCCCCUGA
This is a messenger RNA of Laccaria bicolor S238N-H82, 1233 nucleotides long. RefSeq lists its product as uncharacterized. The record is from RefSeq and is a predicted model, not a curated record. NCBI's taxonomy places the organism in Eukaryota, Fungi, Basidiomycota, Agaricomycetes, Agaricales, Hydnangiaceae. The transcript is spliced from 10 exons. The coding region runs from base 1 to 1233 and encodes 410 amino acids. Gene Ontology annotation, molecular function: protein binding.